CACGCGGGAUCAUACCCCGCGAAACAUGAUAAGCGGCACGGAGCUUACGCGGGGAUAUGGCGACGCCAUCACUCCCUGAAGGCUGCCUGGCCGCCUUCCAUCUCCCUUUGCGUGUUCUAUAUCUUUUCUUCACACGCUCUUGACAGAAUUGCUCUCGUCUCUUGAGUGCGCCACCACCCCCAACCUCAUUUGUCCGGCUAUUGAUGUAACCACUAUUGUUCACCUAGGCUAGCUCCGAGGAGCUCUCGGUGCCUUGGACAGCAGACCUGUGAUAGAUAUCUUGAGCUAGGGUUCUCAGCCUGCUUACUGUAUUUCGUCUCCCUUCGAUCCCACCGACGACUUCAAACAUGACUUGGUGGCGCCGGGAUCCGACACUCGUUCCUUUCCAACGCUAUGCGCAACGAAUCCUCCGCUCCGACGACGCUGCCCUGCGCACACGAUGCUUCUCCCGCACGCCCUCCAAAUCAGCACAGCACGAGGACAACAAUGGCAACAAACGUCCAUCCAGCAUGUCCAACUUGGAAUGGUUGCAGCUAGAGCAAUACCAGCAGUGGCGAAAGAAACUCAUGAAUGACCCAUACGAAGCCAUCUUCGGGGCUAGCAACGAUAGGUUGAGCGGCAAGGGCCAGAGGGACUGGGAAUGGCUUGCUAAUAGCGUUCCCAAGUGGAUGCUGAGAGAGAUGGAGAGCCAUGACGGUGACGCGUCGCCGUCGAAGCAAGACAAGAGUGGCAGUAGCGACCCGAACUACCCACGACGGGUCAACAUUGAUAGUGAAGAGCGCGAUACACGUAGGGAAAGAGAACCACACUUUCCACAACCGUCAUUCCGGGCAAGACUGCUCCCUGAUGACCCGACUGGCAUUGAAUCACCCUCUGAUCCGAGGAGACCGCGAGAGCAAUCUCAUGUCAAGGUUGUUGGCCGCCAUUCAGAAGUGUUGACCGAACCUGCACCAAGCGCACCCAGUUCCACAGCUUCUGUAAGCGUUCCGCGGAAAUACGAACACGAGCAGCCGACGCGACCGAAGAGCACUGAGUCGUUUGGAGAAUACAUUGCGAAAACGCGAACAGAUGCGGCUAAGAAGAUCGAACAAUCCAGCAUGGCUGCACCCAGUACAGAGACUUCCUUCAUGGAUCGCUUCCUAACAGAGAAGCCUGAACACAAGGAUGCGCAAACCAAGAGCACGACAGAGGCAGGCAGUUGGAGAGAAACUACGCUGCAAAGGAGGACACCAAAGGAGGUCAUAGCAAAGCCUGAUAUUGACCCUGUGCCCAUGACAAAGGCAGACGACGAAUCUCCUGCGUCGGCGUCCUCGACUGAGGCAACUCACAAGCUCUCUUCAGCAACACAUCUGCAAGAAACCCUUCCGUCUCUUCCUCCUAGCUCGGGACUGCUACCCACAAAUCAAUCUUCGACGCAGGAACACCUCCCACCGCAAGAGACACCUACCCUACAAGGCAGCGCCACAUCUGCGAGGUCUACGUCGGAAAUCUUGAGCCAGCUGCCCAAAGACGACUUAGACUUCUUGAGUGCAGACGAUAUCCGUGCGAACAUGGCCGCAAAAAGAAGUAAGGUCCUGAAUGAAGAACGUAGAAAAGCUGAACGGGCUAGGUUGGAGAGCACUUUUGAGAGUACCCUCAAGGCCAACACCGGUAUUGAUCCGAUGCUUGAGUCCAAGAUAAUCAAUGACCAAUACGUCCGUCGAAUCGAACGGCAAAUGCAGCGGCCAGAGAGUUCACUAGAUUCGCAAGAACCCAGCGAGCCCAAGACGACUAAAAACACAGACGAACCCCCAUACAAAGCAGAUGAAAGCCAGUUGGAGUCGAGCGUCGAGCGGAUGAAGUCCUGGCUCGAAGAAAGUGGUGCUAGGUUUUCUAGUCUCUUCUGGCAAGACCCGACCGAAGAAGCGGAUGCGAAGAAAACCCGCCUGUUCUUCGACAAAAUCCUGGCACGUAUUCGCAAGGGUCGCAUGACGAUGAAGCAAGUGAUCGAAGACCUGGAGGCUGAUAUUCCAGCAUCUAAACCUCUCUUGAGACGUAUGAAAGCGGAUGAGGACCUCCUGGACUCUGCUAUCAACACUCUCCGACAACGCUCAGGAACUGGAAAGCUUCGUUCAUUGACACCGAAGAAAGUAAGAGCAAUCCAGGAACUGCGUCUCCGGUACCAGAGCACAGACAACGACCUUAGUAAGGCAUACGCCUUGCUCCAAGACCUCGGCGACUCGGACGCAGCAAAGAACGUCUCACCAGCAUUCAAAAGGCGACUGAGCGUCGCUUCGAAGAUCACCCAGAAAAACGCUCACCUUACACGUUAUCUCAUCUGGAGUCUACAGGCUCGCCUUGAGGACCCGGAAAUCGAUCAAAGCAUGCUUGCAAACUACAAAGCUGUUGCGAACAGUUUGCUAACUCUUAGAGACACACAGAUGGCUCUAGCUCGAUUGCUGGAGCGUGCCAUGCUCGUUUAUAGCGUGGCACCGCACCUCUGGGAGGAUAUCAAGAUCUUCACAGACUCUCCAACUCUGGAACUCCCGCAGGACCAUGAGCAGUCAUCGCGUACCAAUAUGUCUUCCGCUAUGAGUGAUGCCGACAAAGCCCAGCUCCGUUCCAAGGUAGCUGCUGAAGAACGUCUCGCCCAUGAGGUCGACGCACAGAAAUCCGCUAUGCGUGGGCUCUCAGAUGAUGGAUACGCGCGUGUGCCGAAGGCAACACCGAACAGGCCGUUUGAAGAGCGAGGGCCUCUUGCACACAGCCUGUUUAGACCGUUCGGACCCGUUCUGGAGAGCUUAGAGAGUGAGACGCCAUCUAAGAUAGGCACAACAGAAGCCGACGUGAAGGUGACCCACGAACGUGACGACGACCAACUGGCUGAUAACAUGCAAAUGACAAAUGAAGAUACGUCUGGUCCUGUCGCCUUUGAUCACGAGCAGCAGGCCAGUCCGGUUGGGAAAAGCAAACUGACUGAAGAUCAUGAUGUGAAGAAGCUUGACAUGUUGAAGGAUGAUCCUACGUUGGGCGACACCUCGUAUCAAGCCAGUGGCUCAACUGCCGCAGACAUCGUGUGCGGAGAAGAAGUCACAGCAAUCGAUGCUGCACCAGAAACUACACAGGAUACCAUUGCGGCUGUUCACACUACUUCAUCUACCGAACAUGCCACUUCAGACCCGAAACCGAGCACUGACGACACUGUUGGUGAGAUAGCCCAGUCAGGCGCCUCAUCAUGCUUGACCGAAACGGGCUCACCAACGAUCUACACAAUUCUUUUACACGAUCCGCAUACCGGCAAGCUCUCGCUGACCACCUCUACAACAACGGAACCCCACAAGGCCCCUACUCUGAUACCACUACACGAAGCGUUAUCAACCCUUGAAGAGCCUGCGAAGUUCAUUCCGUACAUUGAGAACGGCCCUGGGAUCGUCAAAGCGAACAAGUAUUUGCUCGUCUUGCGCGGCGGUCUCAAUUCCACAGCGCCUACCAAACCCUUCCAAACGGCCGAUUUAUCAAUCGCAACGGAGCACAAAAAGGACGCUGGCCUCACAGGAGAAAGAACUUACAUUAAUCCGAUAGAUGGAACGGCACGCCUUUCGCCUACCGGCUACGUUGGGCCAGAAGAGAGCGAAGAGCAACUUGAGAAAGAUUUUACUGAGCGCAGGCAGGCUGCCGAGCGAGCAGUCAGUAAUCAAGAGAGUAACAUAGAACAAGAUCAGAGCGAACGAAAGAUCAAAGAAAAGAAGAAGGGUAGGAAAGCAGCUGGUAUAGUCAAAACAGCGAUCUGGGCCUCGGCACUGUGCUACGUGGCUGGUGUGAUUGGGGAACUUGCUAGCUAAGACGCUUUUCGGGGCAUGGCAUUCAUAUCACGAGUCGCUCUUCUUAAACGGCGUUUGUUCUGGGUUACUAUCGCCACUUUCCGAUUCAGCGUUGGGAUGGCGUUGGCAUUGGCGUUGACAGGUCACCACUCCGGCUCAGAUUAUGUACGUUUGUAUAUCACCAAUCCUUUAGUAUUAUCCUUCAAGCUCUUCACUGAAGC
Alternaria rosae is the source of this 4021-nucleotide messenger RNA. RefSeq lists its product as uncharacterized. The transcript has 2 exons. Bases 348 to 3821 code for a protein of 1157 amino acids. Lineage: Eukaryota; Fungi; Ascomycota; Dothideomycetes; Pleosporales; Pleosporaceae. The record is from RefSeq and is a predicted model, not a curated record.